Lathyrus oleraceus (garden pea) is the source of this 546-nucleotide messenger RNA. RefSeq lists its product as uncharacterized. The record is from RefSeq and is a predicted model, not a curated record. Bases 1 to 546 code for a protein of 181 amino acids. The transcript is spliced from 3 exons. NCBI's taxonomy places the organism in Eukaryota, Viridiplantae, Streptophyta, Magnoliopsida, Fabales, Fabaceae.
AUGUCUUUGAGGGAUAAUGAUCAUAUACUUGUAGUGUUCGCUUGUUUGAGAGUGGAGAGUGACGCAGAGGCUAGUAAUAUUGGUGGUAUAGCGGUUGAUCUUUCUAAGGUAGAUAUAGUGUUGCAGUUGGAAGCUCCUAAGUCAGUUACAGAGAUCAGAAGUUUUCUGAGAUUGGUGUGCAAGGUAACUAUUGAUAUUGUGAGAUUGGGUACGCUGAAGCAGACUAAUGGUUUUCUUUACGAGAUCAAAGAUGGUCAAAAGUUGGAUGUAUCUUUGAUUGAUCCUUUGUCAUUAGUUAACCAAAGUGAAGAUGAAGACUUCAAAGUUGACGAGAAUGGGAUCUUAAAGUUUCGAAAUAGAGUUUGUGUACCCGGUGUGUCGGAACUUAAGAAGACGAUUUUGGAGGAGAGUCACAAAAGUAACUUAAGUAUUUAUCCUGAGGCUACUAAAAUGUACCAGGAUCUCAACAAGACGUUUUGGUGUCCAGGAAUAAAGAGAGAUGUUGUGGAAUUUGUUUAUGCGUGUUUGACUUUUCAAAAGUCGUAG